Molecule: messenger RNA, 5129 nt
Organism: Pantherophis guttatus
Lineage: Eukaryota; Metazoa; Chordata; Lepidosauria; Squamata; Colubridae
Gene: TNNI3
Product: troponin I3, cardiac type
Biological process (GO): cardiac muscle contraction; skeletal muscle contraction
Cellular component (GO): troponin complex
Source: RefSeq, a predicted model, not a curated record
GGUUGCCUGGACAUCCAAGAAGAGUCACGAAGGAUAAGCAUGACUGAUGCUAUUGGUGUUUUAUAAGAUGCUAUUAUUAGAAAGAAGCUUUUGGUCUCUAAUGGAAAAGUGAAGGUAGUCCUCGACCUACAACCACAACAGAGGCCAAAACUUCUGUUGCUAAGCAUGACAUUUGUUAAUGGACCCGAAGGUUGCUUUCACAAGAUGGCAGAAGAGGAAGAGAUCACCUAUGAGGAAGAGGAAGAAGAGGAAUACAUAGAGGAGGAAGCACAGGAGACCAUUGUGGAGACAAAAAAGGCGCCAGUGGCUCCCAAACCUGCUCCUCCUCCUGCAACGGUGCCUCCCCUACGCCGAAAAUCAUCUGCCAAUUACCGGGCCUAUGCCAUUGAGCCACAUGACAAGAUAAAAUGCAAGAUAUCAGCUUCUCGGAAAUUGCAACUCAAGUCACUGAUGCUCCAAGUGGCUAAGAGGGAAAUGGAAAAGGAAGAAGAAGAACGCUCCCAGGACAAAGAGAAGUUUCUCUCCGACCGCUGCAUCCCCUUAGAAUUGGCAGGACUCAGCCUCACAGACCUUCAGGAGCUAUGUCGGCAGUUCCAUAUGCAAAUCGACAAAAUUGAUGAGGAGCGUUAUGACAUGGAGGCCCGAGUCAAUAAGAGCAUCAAUGAGAUCCAAGAUUUGAACCAGAAGAUUUUUGACCUGCGAGGCAAAUUUAAGCGCCCUGCUCUUCGCCGGGUGCGUCUCUCAGCUGAUGCCAUGAUGCAGGCCUUGCUUGGCUCCAAGCACAAGGUCUCUAUGGAUCUGCGGGCCAACCUCAAACAGGUCAAGAAAGAUGACACAGAGAAGGAGAAUCGGGAAGUAGGUGAUUGGCGGAAGAAUAUCGAUGCUCUGAGCGGCAUGGAAGGGCGCAAGAAAAUAUUUGAGACCUCGGUCGCAGGGCAAGCCUGAGGCACGCAAGGUUCCUGUGUGAUCUCUGAUCUGUAGAUGCUAUCAAUCCCUUGUGAAACCUCAUCCUCUGACCACAUUCAUCAAUGGAGCAAAAACCUCACCUUGGAAUUUUGUUCUGCAAACUAUAAUUUCCCUUUCUGUUGCUUUGGGGAGCAUCUUAGCUCUGACCCUCACCCCAAAAACAAUGCAUUUAAAACUUGAAGUAUACAUGCCUACAUACAUGGGUUGCAUGCCAUCAAAUCUUGGUGGUCUUCAGAAAUGCUGCAGAAGAUAAACUUUAGACCAGGGGUGGUCCAAUCUUGGGAACUUUAAACCCUUACAUUUCAACUCCCAGAAUUCUCUAGCCAGCAAUGCUGGCUGGGGAAUUCUGGGAGUCGAAGUCCACAAGUCUUAAAGUUCCCAAGGUUGGAGGCGCCCUGCUUUAGAUCUUGAAUUUGCUCAGUGCCUCUCUGUUCUCUUUAAAGCAGCUCAAUUCUUCUUUCAGGAUUCCACACAAACCGGAAAAAUAAAGGAGUGGCUGCUUUAAAGGUGGCAUGAAGAAUAGAUCUCUUUUAAAGCAUUUCUCUUUUUUUAAAUUCUUGCUGAGAUUUUAAAAGAGUUGGGCCUCACCGUGGUUGGGUUACUUUAAUCAAGAGAAGAGAGUUGCUGUAUUCCUUUAGCAAAAAUAAUUCUAUAGCAAGCAAAAGCAAUUCCAACACAUACUAAUAGUUGGAUGAUACAAUUGCGACCACUAGAUGGCUGUCAAGAGUUAAGAUUUUGAGCAUCUCUGCUACAACCUAAUGGUGGAAUGGUUUGUUACAGCUCAGAUACAGUACAGGUAGUCCUCGAUUUACAACAGUUCAUUUAGUGACUGUUCGAAGUUACAACAUCACUGAAAAAAAUGACUUAAGACCAUUUUUCACACUUAAGACCUUUGCAGCAUCCCCAUGGUCAUGUGAUCAAAAAUUCAGAUGCUUGGCAACUGAUUCAUAUUUAUGACUGUUGCAGUGUCCCGAGUUCAUGUGAUCCCCUUUUGUGACCUUCUGACAAGCAAAGUCAAUGGGGAAGCCAGAUUCACUUAACAGCUGUGUUAGUAAUUUACCAACCACAGUGAUUUGCAUAAAAACUCUGACAAGAAAGGUCGUAAAACGAGGCAAAAUUCACUUUACAAAUAUCUUGCUUAGCAACAGAAAUGUUGAGCUCCAUUGUGGUCAUAGGUUUAUGACCAUUCUUUUAGUGACCAUUCCAAAUUACAUCGUCACUGAAAAAACUGACUUGCAACCUGCUCCUCAGAGUUACAACUGUUGCAGCUUCCUUGUGGUCCCAGGAUCAAAAUUCGGUCACUUGGCAAUUCACAUGUAUUUAUGACACUUUUGGCAUCCUGAGGCCAUGUGAUUGCCAUAUGUAACCUUCCCAGCUGGCUUCUGACAAGUAAAGACAAUGGGAGAAUCCAGAUUCACUUAACAACUGCAUGAUUUACUUGGCAAUUGCAGUGAUUCGCUUAACAACCUUGGCAAAAAAGAUCGUAAAGUCAAAUGCGGCCCACUUAAUAAUAUCAUUUAGCAUCAUACGUUCCAGUCCAAAGCAUGGUCACAAGUUGAGGACUACCUGUAUGCCUCUUGAUACAAACAAUUGGCCUGGUACAGGUAGUCCUCGAUUUAUGACCACAAUUGAGCCCAAAAUUUCUGUUGCUGAGUGAGACAUUUGUUAAGUGAGUUUUGCCCCAUUUUAUGACCUUUCUUGCCACAGUUGCUAACUGAAUCGCUGCUACUGUUAAGUUAGUAACAUGGUUGUUAAGUGAAUCUGGCUUCCCCAUGGCUUGUCAGAAGGUCACAAAAGGGGAUGACAUGACCCUGGGACACUGCAACCAUCAUAAAUAUGAGACUGCUGCCAAAUCAUCCAAAUUUUGAUCACUUGACCAUUGGGAUGCUGCAAUGGUUGUAAGUGUGAAAAACAGUCAUAACUCAUUUUUUUUAAGUAACUUCAAAUGGUCACUGAAUGAACUGUUGUAAGGUGAGGACUACUUGUACAUGCCUGUGUGUGCACACUUGUCCUUUUUUAAGGGUGCCUUUUAAGACUGGUAUAUGCACAAAGAGAAAUUGCUGUCAAAGAGCAUUCUUCUUUGCAAUUCUGGUAAGGCCUAGGGACACCAGAGCUUUCUCCUGAUCCAGCAGAUGGCUGAAGGUCCGUCAGAUCCUUCUUAGCGGGCAGGCAUCCAAGGGACAGUUCAAAAAGACCAUGAUGGCGGCUGCAACCCUCCCACUGAAGCCCACCUCUUUUUAAUGCACAACCACAGCAGCCAUCUUGACUUUUUUGACUGCCCACUUCCUGCAGUUGCCCCUGUCUGGAUGCUGCUUCACCCUUACUUGAGGUUCUUGAUGCCAAGGAAGGAAGGAAGGAAGGAAGGAAGGAAGGAAGGAAGGAAGGAAGGAAGGAAGGAAGGAAGGAAGGAAGGAAGGAAAAAAACCCUGUGCCAUCCAGUCAGUGCUUUUGUAGCUACCAUGGUUAUAUUAAGGGAUGUUGUAGAAAAGAUCACAAUGGUUUUUUGCAUGGUGUUCCAGUCAGGAUGUUGUCCAAUCACUGACAGCCAAAAAGUUGCCCAUUAUACUGGCAAACACUGCCACUUCUCAAGGACACUGUCCCCAUCAGUGCCAAAGGAAAGCGGUUGGAUCCUGCGUUUUGCUUCCCAAUUCCGAUCACUUUCACUUUCUUGUGAAUUCCCGUCAGUUUAGUUUGGGAAAACCAACCAACCUUUGAUCCCUUGGCAACGGCAAUUUGGCUCUUUGUCUAACAUGGCUCCAGGGCAUCUCCCUUGGCACAUGCCAGCUUCCUGUACCACAUGAGUUUUGGGAUUAAGGUUUAUUAAAUGCUAGUAUUUUGCAACAGUUUCUAGCCUCAUUUCUAUCUGCAAAAAAUAUUCCUUGGCCCUAUACAGACAACAUACUGGUAAAUGGUGGGUGGUCUAAGUUUAGUCUUGGUUUGGAAAGAUGCCAUAACUUCCGCCCAGGGAGAACCAUCAUUAGACACUGGAUUAGGAGCAGGGUGAUCCAUCUUCUAGUCCACUCUCAGCCCUUCAGUGGGUGACUUUGAGCCAUUCUCAAGGUUGUUGUGAGGGGAAAGGAGAAGAGGGAGCACUGUGCAUGUCAUCUUGAAUUUCUGAAAGGAUGGAAAUAAAUAAAUAAAAGACCAGGGGUAAAAUUCAGCGGGUUCUGACAGGUUCUGGCGAACCGGUAGUGGAAAUUUUGAGCAGUUUGAAGAACUGGCAAAUACCACCUCUGGCUGGCCCCAGAGUGGGGUGGGAAUGCGGAUUUUGCAAUAUCCUUCCCCCAGAAGUAGAGAGGGAAUGGGGAUUUUGCAGUAUCCUUCCCCUGGAGUGGGGUGGGAAUGGAGAUUUUGCAGUAUCCUUCCCCUGCCACACCCAACAAGCCACACCACGCCCAACAAGCCACGCCCACAGAACCGGUAGUAAAAAAAUUUGGAUUUCACCACUAUAAAAGACAUACAGAUUCUGAAACUACAAUGAGUUGGGGGAGGACCAAACUGUGCGAUGAAAUGAUGGUUUUUGGACAUUAGACAGAUGUCAUAUCUUGUAUAAGAGCCAUUGAAAGCAGUAUUGAAUGGAUGGAAUUGAAUUCUGACUGAUGACUUCUGAGUAACCCCAAAGUAGUAGGAACCCUGCCUGGGAGGGGUGUCCACCAGAGUGAGGGGCUGUGUCAAAAUGGUGGAUAUGAUGUUCCCUUUGAACAUAUUUGAGACGCCCAAAGAGUUGAGGAUUCUCAUGCACUGCUGUGCGGUCUGACGUUUUUGCCCUCCCUGCCGACACCCUCUAUUGUUUAUUUUCUCAUUAAUUACUGUUGCCCAAUGAAAACAUUUCUAAGAACUAACUUAUUUGCUGUCAAUUAAUUGCUUCUUUUUCUUUUAAAAAAAGCCUUUUAUUUGUGUUCACAUUAAAAUACACCAUUCACGCUUCAGCUCACUGACAGUUAACACUGGUCACAAUUAAAGCACAAGGAAACAGGUAUUUUUACAUAAAAAUGAAGAAACAGAAAAAGAAUACAACAAUUUGCAGAUUUGUGUCAAGUCAGUGAAUUGUCAAUAGGACAUGUUUGACCAGAAACAGCUGCUGCUGAAACACACACAGCAGAGGCACAUUCUUUUAAUGACAAUGUAGUAUAGCUUAUAAAUAAAUAAACAUUCAUAAUCAA